CGCGUCGCCGCUGGGCUAGUGUGGCGUGCGUGUGAGCGGUCGGCAUAGAGUCGGUGUGGCCGGCCCACUGUGGGUGUGUGCGUCGCGCUCGUACAUGACGUUGACGCGGCUCCAACAACGAACGACCAACGACGAACGUCUCAUACAUUUUACCCCCGCCAAGUUUUACUGUUCACAUUGAUUGACGUGCCAGUGUGUAUUUGCCUUCGAAACGCGUACGACGUGUAGAACAAUUUUUUAUUAGAGAGACACACGAGCGCCCCAUUAACAAAAAGCAGAUUUUAUUAUUUUUUAUACAAUCGUUUUUCGGUUUCUCUCCGGUGUGUGCUCGUCGCACUCUCAGCUCAGUACGGGAAUCAUUAAUUUUUCGUCGUCGCCGUCGAUUUAAUAACUGCCCACUGUCAGCGUCGAGUAAUUUAUUUCACUACCGAAAAGUAUAAUUCAAAACUCUAAUUGAAAAUUAGCUGCUGGGGUAAGAAAUAGUGGCUGCGUGCGAGUCAGGUGGUGUUUUGAGUGGCGUUUGGUUUGCGAUUUUGUUUGUUGGCUGCAAAGUGUCCGCUGCCCGGUCCCAGCCAGCCUAGCCGAGUGUACGGAUUUAGCGGAGCUUGGACCCGGUCCCGCCCGGUGUGCAUGGUCGCAGCGGCGGAAAUUGAGAAUUGUCCAAAAGUUUGGCGUGAAAUGUUGCACUGAUAUCGGCCGCAAGGGAAAAGCCGCACGGAACGAGCGAGAGCCAAAAUCACGGCAGCCAGGCGAGACAGGGAGCGAGUGUCCAAUUCGAUUGACAGAAAGAGAGGAAAAAACAAAAGAAACGAAUAAUAUGCUGUCGAUCCUAGUGCUGGUGUAUCAUCCAGUGUGAUUGUUGCUUCAACCCUACACUGGUAUCAGCUGUUCGCGGACUUCAGUUGAUCAUUAAUCACCGUCAUCUUAGGACGUCGUCUCCCGUAAAUCGGACAGACAGAGCGCGAAACGGGUGAACCCCUUUUUUGUCGGGCGAAGCAACUAAUCAACCAACCUAUCCUUUCGCCGCUAGUGCUAUAACGGGACGUCGAGAACAAGACUGCAGCGCCAUCUGACCACAGCAUUACGCGACAAAUUCCCAAUCAAUCAACUGUAUACGAUUUUUCACCUAAUUUGGACGAGGCUAGAGUUUAAGCAGGAGAAUAUCGCGGAAGCAACAAGGGUGAAGCAGGCGCCAGGGUGACUCCAGUGAAACAGUUUCGACCCUAUAAGGCCUCGCUCGAAAAUGGUAGACCAUGCUAGGGCUAUCGACGCUUCCUGGACCGCACUCGAGAGGAACUGCAGCCACUUGCGCUAGUCGAAUUAGCGCGCCAAAAUUCGGGCCGGUGCACCUAGAUUCGCCCAGGGCAUCGACCAGUGCCAGCUAUAACUACUUCCGGGCCAAGCACAAGCUGUCAGCGUUUUAGGUGGUCAUUAGUGCGUCGGUUUGUUUGUUUUCCCAACAAGUGCAUUAAAUCAUCUGCUCGCGUUUGCGGUACUCGCGGAUCUACUAUCGUCGGUGUCGGAUCGGUCGCGGUGACACAGAAUCAACAGAACGAUUUCAUGUGAACCACAAAUAUCGGACGGACAGUGUGACUAUGAUUGUGAUCUAAUGAGACAGGUUACGGCCCAAACAAUGCACAUAUACCUCUAGUAUACUACCCACUUGCAACCGCUGCAGCUAUACGAUACUUAUUACAAUACAAAUCCUUACAAUCCGCACUUCACUGUAUACGGCUUAUUUAAGAGUGUAAACAACAUAUUUAUAGAUAUACGUAUAUCUAAUUGAUAAAUCUAGUGAAACCAAAAUUUCAAGAAAAUCUAUUAUUAUAAUUGAAGUCUAGUGUUCGCAAGCAAAGUGAAACGAAAAAAGAAAUAUUUUUAAAAAUACCAAGUGCUCUCCCUGAUCUAUGCAACUAAAAUAGUUUUUUCUUUGCUGGAAAACGAGGAGCCAAGAGAAAAACGAAUAUUUUUUGUCCAUGUGCUUUAUGUGUUAAGAAAAAAAUUGUUGGAUUGUUAUUCCGGUGAAUUUAUGUUUAUGGAAAGUCAAAUUGUUUGAAGAUCCUGCAAUUUUCCGUUUACGAGCUUCUUCGAUAGUGUUACACUUUUUUCAAUUUUGGUUUUUUGUGUUUAAAAGUGGCACAAGUCGGGCUGGAAAUCGCUCCCAGAGCAUUGAUGGCUCAACCUAGGUAUGACGAUGGCCUGCACGGCUAUAUGGACUCGGGAGCAGCAGCAGCAGCUAUGUACGAUCCACAUGCUGGACAUAGGCCGCCUGGAUUACAAGGCCUACCACCACAUCAUUCACCACACAUGAGUCAUGCAGCGGCAGCUGCAACAGUUGGCAUGCAUGGAUAUCAUUCGGGUCAUGGUACACCUAGUCAUGUAUCACCGGUUGCUAAUCAUUUAAUGGGAGCAAUACCAGAAGUACAUAAACGUGAUAAGGAUGCUAUAUAUGAGCAUCCACUUUUUCCACUAUUGGCGCUUAUAUUUGAAAAAUGUGAAUUAGCCACAUGUACGCCACGGGAACCUGGUGUGCAAGGUGGUGAUGUAUGUUCGUCAGAAUCAUUUAAUGAGGAUAUAGCAAUGUUCAGUAAACAGAUACGAUCACAAAAACCCUAUUAUACGGCGGAUCCCGAAGUAGAUUCACUUAUGGUGCAAGCAAUACAAGUACUUCGAUUUCACCUGUUAGAAUUAGAAAAAGUUCAUGAAUUAUGCGAUAAUUUCUGUCAUCGAUAUAUAUCAUGUUUAAAGGGUAAAAUGCCAAUAGAUUUAGUGAUUGACGAACGGGACACCACCAAACCACCAGAAUUAAAUAGUUCAGCAAAUGGUGAGGGGCGAAGUAAUGCUGAUUCAACAUCGCACACCGAUGGAGCUAGUACACCAGACGUUCGGCCUCCUAGUUCGUCGUUAUCAUACGGUGGUGCUAUGAAUGACGAUGCACGAUCGCCGGGCGCUGGUAGUACACCGGGACCUCUAUCACAACAGGCACCUGUGUUAGAUACAUCAGAUCCAGAUGGUCGAUGGUGUCGAAGAGAAUGGUCAUCGCCUGCAGACGCUAGAAAUGCUGAUGCAUCAAGGCGGUUAUAUUCCUCAGUCUUCCUAGGUAGUCCCGGUGACGCAAGUAAUGCUAGUAUAGGUAGUGGUGAAGGAACGGGUGAAGAAGAUGACGAUGCCAAUGGCAAAAAGAACCAAAAGAAACGUGGCAUUUUUCCAAAAGUAGCAACAAAUAUUUUAAGAGCAUGGCUGUUUCAACAUUUAACGCAUCCGUACCCUUCGGAGGACCAGAAAAAGCAGUUAGCACAAGACACAGGUUUAACAAUACUUCAAGUAAAUAAUUGGUUCAUAAAUGCGAGGCGGAGAAUCGUUCAACCAAUGAUAGAUCAAUCAAAUCGAGCAGUUUAUACACCUCAUCCUGGUCCAUCAGGUUACGGUCAUGAAGCGAUGGGUUAUAUGAUGGAUAGUCAGGCACAUAUGAUGCAUCGUCCACCUGGCGAUCCAAGUUUUCAUCAAGGCUACCCGCAUUAUCCACCUGCAGAGUAUUACGGACAACAUUUGUAAUUUAGGGACAAUAUUUUUUAAAAAUAUUUAUAUAUGUAAUGCUGUUAUUUUAUUUUUGUUUGUAAUAACGAAAAUUGUGUAAAAAGCGUUCACCCAGUGAUUAUGCUCGAGUUUUUCAAGUUGUUUUUGUUUCACCACCCCAAACGGCAGAAUAAAAGUCAUAUUCGGCCAGCCUAGCUCAUCCUUCAAUAUUGUGCAUAGUUAAAAUCUAAUACAUUAGAACACAAAGAAAUUAUGAAGUAAAAUUAUUGUGCAAAUAGUUUUGUUACCACAUCAUCAGCAACUACGAUAGACAAAAACUUGUUUAAGCAACCAACGAGUCGGGAGACGAAGUGAGUUUUAGUCUCAUGAAAAUAUGGAAAAAUUAAUGAACACAAGAAAAUAAUUUUCAGUAUGGAAAAAUCAUGAAUUUUAUUUUUCGACUUGAACCUAAAGCGAAAUGCAAGCGGAAACAACGAGUUUAUAACAUACAUAUAUAUAUUAAUUUUUCCUAAGAACAAAUAGAAAAUGAAAAAAAUCUACCACAUAAACUUAAAAAGAAAACGAAAUUAUAACUAAAAAGUGAAGUGGUCGACGCAAGUAUUUUUUAAAAGCAUAAUAUGGUUAAAUUAAUAUGUAAGAAAGAAUAAAAUCAAGUGUGAGUGAGCUAAAACUUUCGAAAUUAUUAUAAAUAGUGUAGUGAUUCUGACAGUAAAUUUGAUUCGUGACUAACGUUUAAGUAGAACAAUUUAAAUAUGGAAACAUAUUUUCGAAACGACUGGGGCGAGAAGUAGCGAAGAGGCAGUGAAUUGUAAGCGACCAGUGAAAAAUUAGUUGACUGAACUUUGAAAGUGUACGUAAUCGAAGGUGAAUUCCAGUUCUAAACUAAAUCUCUGCAGCUUUCUUAGCGAUCUUGUAAAUAUAGAGGAAUAAAGAUCCGCUAUAAAAUGCCCUUAUCAUUGUAGUACUGGUAACAUCGUGGCAAUAUCGACUGAUCACAUAAUAAAAAAAUUCAUAACAACAACUUUAAACAAAGCUAAAGAUUAUAUAUUUAGAUAUUGUAAGGCACUAUUUACAAUUCAUUGUUUAAAAUUAAAAAAUGAAAUAACAACAAAAUCACAUACACCCCUUACAACUAAAGUCGUCGCUUUUAAAAAUCGCAAGAUAUAAAGAGAACGUAAAAAAACUAUACAUAUUAUUGAGAAUCAUUAAAACAAUAAUAAAAUAAUAAAACGGCAUAAAUGAAGCAAACAACCUAAUCUAAUAUAAUAAUGUAAUUUUGUGUAAUUAAUAAUUUUAGUAUAAAAAAGUGCAUAUUUCCUAGAGUAAGCCUAAAAACUAGAUGAUUGAAUUACAAGAACUAAAUUUAAAAAGUGAAUCCUGUUAAAUUAGCAUAUGUAUGAAGGCAAGAAAUAAGAGAAAAAAAUUCAAAAAACACAAAAAAUGAAACAAUGGUAUACUAAAUCAGAACAAAACCUAUACAUAUACAUGAUAGAAGAAAAUGCAAAAAAACAUAUACGAGUACAUAAAAUAAAGAAGAUCUUAACUUUACUAUUAUUAUUAUAUACAUGCAUAUACAAAAAUUGAAUUGUAAGAACAAGAACAUUGUAAAAAUCUUUAAUUAAUUAUAAAUAUAUUAAUUUAAUUUCAAGUUAUAAGUUUAGAUAAAAUCAUGUGUAAAAUGGUCAAAAAAAUUCGCACAUAUACAGACACAGUAACACAUACCCUCAAAUCCAAAACAAAAAUACUACAUUAAAUAGAAAAUUUUAACAAACAGCCAUGAAAUUUGUGAAGACAGGUCAGUUUAAAAUGCAAAUGAAGGAAACCUCACUUAACAAAAAUCUAUAGAAACAAUUUCUUGAAAAUAUUCUUUUUGACAAAUUUCAUACCCUUCUGUGUGCGGAAAAAAAAUUAUAGAACAAAAAUCAUCAUUUCACUUUUCCUCGAAAUACAUAUAUGCAAGAAAAAUUUAGAAGAUCCAAAUUCUAUGGGAGCAUCUAUUACAUAGAUACGUAUUUCUAUUUGUUGUUCGAGCACAUUGGAUUUGUUUAUAUACCUUUUCGAAGGGGAGUUUUUUCUAUAGCAUUUUUGUUCAUGAAGUUUCUUUUAUUUAUGUUUCUCCUUUAAGGAGAAAAAUACGUACAUGUUUGGGAAAGUAUCAAUCCUAUGGAAAGGAAAAACUAGAAGAAAAAUUUUAUUGUCUAUUAUCCAACAAAAGAAGCGUUAUUAUUUUAUUAUUUUUGUUUUGCAUUUUAAUUUUUAAAUUUAUUGAAUAAAGAACGAAACAAUGAGAAUUAAA
Molecule: messenger RNA, 5833 nt
Organism: Hermetia illucens (black soldier fly)
Lineage: Eukaryota; Metazoa; Arthropoda; Insecta; Diptera; Stratiomyidae
Gene: hth
Product: homeobox protein homothorax
Exons: 14
Coding region: 2173-3555 (460 amino acids)
Biological process (GO): positive regulation of transcription by RNA polymerase II; brain development; positive regulation of cell population proliferation
Molecular function (GO): RNA polymerase II cis-regulatory region sequence-specific DNA binding; DNA-binding transcription activator activity, RNA polymerase II-specific
Source: RefSeq, a predicted model, not a curated record